AUGCCGGAAGACGAAGCCGCAGUAGCGUCCCGGCCUUGCCAGAAGAGCGUGGACCAGGCCGACUCGGACAAGGAGAACGACAGGCCGUGCACGCAGCCCGACAAGGUGACGCCCGAGUUUCUCAGCAUCCACGUGGCGACACCGCGAGCCCGUUUUGCGUGGCAAGAUCUGGCCGGCACGCCGGUGGCGCCACGUGUGCGGGAGUCGCUGGGGAUAUCGCCCAACGCGCAGUUGUCGUGGGUGACGGACGCAGACACGGAUGCGGGCACGGUUCAGCUGCCGGAGCCCGUGGCCGCACCGCCGUUGGGCGGCAGUCGCGGUGCCAAGCGGCCACGAAGCCUGUCGCCGCCGUCGUCUCCAUCCAGCGCGCGUUCACGCAAGGUGGCCCUGAACGUGCAAAAGUUCAAGGAGGCCCUCAAGACGGCGCUGGCGAAUCCGGUACCGCCCGUGGCCCGCACCCGGCUCACGCGCCACCACACGGCCCUCGGCACAGGUACGGUCAAGACCAGGGCAGCAGCAGCAGCAACAAAAACACAGUCCUCGGGACCGGGACCACAGACGGCACAUGCCAACGACGAUCCAUCUCCCCGCAGCGACUCGACGCUGCGCCGCGCCAUGAGCUGCGGCACGCCCGUGGCAAAGCGGCAGCGCGUGGACGAUGUCCGGCCACCCGUUCGGCCACGGCCGGGCGAGAUCGCCGACGAAGCAGACGCCUUCUUUUCUGGGCACGAGCCGAGAGCACAGCAGCUACACCCUGCACCACAGGCUAACACCACCGAGACCUUGGUAGAUACAGAGUCGUUUGGUCAGCCGGCUCCAGCAGAGCCUGCCAAGACAGACGCCGACACGCUCUCCGACUACGGCGAUGACUUCUUUGACGAGGACAUCCUGGCCGAGAUCGAUGCAUCCAUAGCGCCGUCUGCACCGGAACCUGCACGGCCGGGGAGCAAGGAGAGUCGGGGCGCGGACGAGUUUGAAGACCUCGACGACGACCUUUUCGCGGCAGCCGAGGAUCUGAUGGCCGAGAUGGAGGCAGAGCCACGACUGCCGCAGACUCGGGGGCCGCAGCCACGCACGCCGCCAGCCGCCGCAGACGACAUGGAAGACAUGUACGGCGAUGAGUUUGGAGCAGACUUUGACUUUGACGCGGCAGAGAAGGCGGCGACACAGGCGGUCUCGCAGGCCGGCCACACAACGGUUUCACGGGCCGAUAUCCCAAGCUGCGCCGCCAGCGGGCCCAAGCCGAGGGUGAUCCAGCGAUAUCUCGUGACGAGUGUGACGACGAGCUGGUACACGGACGAGCGCGGGCGAGAGGCCCAGGAGAAGGUGAGUCUGUUCGCGUCCGGUGGUGGCUGUGCUUUCGGCCGGCUAACAGUCGCGCAGGUGCUCGUGGUGCAGGGAGAACGGUCCCAGGCGGCGAUGACGGUGCGGCUACGCGGCGACUGGGCCGAAACAGCCGCAAGCGAGAAGGCGUUUGUGCACGUGAUCGGAGAGUUUGACGGGCAGACGCGGACAUGCGUAGUGGACAACGAGCACAAUAUGCUGAUCCUGCACCCGGACCAGCUGGUGUCGGCAACGGUGGUGGCCGACUCGUUCACGUGCACGCGGCGAGCGGUGCUGCAGGACCGGGUCAAGGCGACGAGCGAGCCGACACCGGCGCUGGUGUAUGGGACGGUGCUGCACGAGAUCUUCCAGGACGCGCUGAUGGCGAACCGGUGGGACGGGGCGUUUCUGGCGGCGACGGUGGACCGGGCGAUCGAAAAGCACCUGGAGAAGCUGUACACGAUCCGGGUGCAGGCGGCAGCAGCGCGCGAGCACCUGCUGACGCAGACGCGUGAGCUGCAGGGCUGGGCCGACACGUUCCUGGCGACGACACCCAAGACAAGCUCGAUCGUGCAAGGACGCAACGGCGAGCGGGUGCGGAUGAGCAUCAACAAGCUGCUGGACGUGGAGGAGCACGUGUGGUCGCCCAUGUACGGGCUCAAGGGCAACAUUGACGCGACCGUGCAGGUGGUGAUGGAGGAGGGCCAGCAGGGCCAACAAGGGGGCCAGACGACAAAGACGACAACACUGACGGUGCCGUUUGAGCUCAAGACGGGACGCAACAUGAGCAGCAGCCAUCAGGCGCAGACGGUGCUGUACAACCUGUUGCUGACGGACCGGUACGACAUUGCGGUGCAGUACGGCGUGCUCUUCUACAUGGAGAGCUCGCAGAUGCUGCGGGUCCCGGCAAUCCGACACGAGCUGCGCCACAUGAUCAUGCAGCGCAACGAGCUGGCCGGCCAUGUGCGCGAGCGCAGCGUGCGACUGCCGCCGAUGAAGCGCAGCGCGAACGCGUGCGGGCGGUGCUGCGCGCAGGCCGCCUGCUUUGUGUACCACCGGCUGGCCGACGGCGGCGACGGCGAGACGAGCGGGAUGGGCGCGCCGUUUGACGAGGCCGUGCGCCAUCUGACGGACCAGCAUCGCGAUUUUUUCCUGCGCUGGGAGGACCUGCUGACCAAGGAGGAGCGCGAGAGCCAGCGGCUGCGGCGAGAGCUCUGGACGAUGAGCAGUGCCGAGCGGGAGAGGCUGGGACGCUGUUUCGGGGAGGUGGUGUUAGGGGGAGAGGGUGGAGAGGGAGGGGUGGGGGGGAAAGGAGGAAGAGAGCAACAAGCCGCAUCCAGUGGAAAGAUCAACCGGUUUCACUACUCCUUCGUCAAAGAGGACCCGCCAGCAGGCUUCAGCUUUAUGGACUCACAGCUGGUGGUGGGCGAGCCGGUGGUGGUGUCGGACGAAAAAGGCCACUUUGCCCUGGCGAUUGGGUUUGUGACAGCAGUCCGACGACAACGAAUCGACGUGGCCGUGGACCGGCGACUGCACAAUGCGCGGAUCCGGCAGCCUGGCUUUGACGAAAAGACGAACCAGGUCUUUGCCGGGAUCAUGGAGGUGGGCGGGCGCGAAAAGGCAGAAGCGAAGGGAGAGCAGGUGAAAGAAAGGCCGACACGCUAUCGACUGGACAAGGACGAGUUCAGCAACGGGAUGGCGACGGUGCGCAACAACCUAGUGCAGAUCAUGGCAGGCCCAAAGGCCGGCGACGCGGCCGAGGCGAUCCGACGGCUGGUCGUCGACCUAGAGGCGCCACGGUUUCGGGCAGAAGUGAAGACGGAGAAUCGGUCAGAGACAGAAGACAGUGGCUCAGACGGCCAGCUCAACGUGGACCAGCGCCAGGCGAUUGCCAAGGUGAUGCGUGCACAGGACUACGCGCUGGUGCUGGGGAUGCCGGGCACCGGCAAGACGACGACGAUCGCACACAUCAUCCGGGCGCUGGUGCGACAGGGCAAGAGCGUGCUGCUGGCCUCGUACACGCACACGGCCGUGGACAACAUCCUGCUGAAGCUGAAGCCGGGCAGCUCGGCCGAGAAAGUGGGAAAAGUGGAUCACUCGGAGAUAUCGAUUCUUCGGCUCGGAGCUCCGGCCAAGGUGCACCCCGAAGUGCGCGACUUUGCCGUGCUGGCCGAGGCACCAGCAACACAGACCAGCUUCGAGGCCAUCCGCAGGGCGUGGCACGACAGUCCGGUGGUGGCGACAACGUGUCUCGGCAUCGGUCACGCGCUCUUCCACGAGCGCACGUUUGACUACUGCAUCGUGGACGAGGCCAGCCAGAUCACGCUGCCCAUCUGCCUAGGGCCGAUCCGCAUGGCACGCACGUUUGUUCUGGUCGGCGACCACAACCAGCUGCCACCGCUGGUGCAGAACGACGAGGCCCGGGCCGGCGGCCUGGACGUGUCGCUGUUCAAGCGCCUGUCGGACGCGCAUCCGGCAUCGGUGGCCAGCCUGGCGCACCAGUAUCGCAUGUGCGAGGACGUGAUGACGCUCAGCAACACGCUCAUAUACGGCGGCCGUCUGCGCUGCGGCUACGAGGCGCUGCGGCACCGCAGCCUGGCAGUGCAGCUGGAGGGCCUAGGGGUGUGUCAUGGGGGAGGGUCACGUGAUAUGAUUGGUUGCCGAGGUAGGCCCGAAGAGCCCUGCUGGCUGAGGGACCUGUUGCAGCCGGCCUGCCGGGUGGUCUUUGUCAACACGGACGCCAUUGCGGGCAGCCGCGAGGAGGCCAAGGGCAACCGGAUCGUCAACCCGUGCGAGGCCGAGCUGGUGGCCCAGCUGGUGGCCGGACUGUUGGCCGUCGGCGUGGCGGCAUCGGACAUUGGUGUCAUGACGCACUACCGGUCGCAGCUGGCGCUGCUGCGCCAUCGGCUGCGCGGGAUGGGUGGUGGCAGUGGUGGCGGCCUUGAGAUGCAUACGGCGGACCGGUUCCAGGGUCGUGACAAGGAAGUGGUGGUGCUGUCGCUGGUGCGCAACAACGAAGCCUGCAGCAUCGGUGAGCUGCUCAAGGACUGGCGGCGGAUCAACGUGGCUUUUACGCGGGCGAAGACGAAGCUGCUGGUGGUCGGCAGUCGGAGCACGUUGAGUGGAGGAGGAGGAGGAAGUGGAGGACGAUGGGGAGACGAAAGUACAGAAGAAAACGACACCAAUCCCGAUCCCAAUGGCGACAUGCUCGCCCGCUUCGUCGCUCUCAUGGACGCCCGCGACUGGAUCUACAACCUGCCAGCCGACGCGCUCGAGAGCCACCGGUUGGACGACGUGCCGGCCACACAACCGCCAUCGUCCAUGCUGUCGCCAGCGGCGGUUGGCCGAUCACCUCUGGCACGGAGCAGCCGGGACAAGGAGAACCGGCAGCCACUGCGGCGGGUGCGGCCGGCCGAGGGCAUCCUGCUCAAGGGGAGGCCGGUGUUGCAGGGGAUCCUGGACGACAUGAUGGGGGGGAGGUAUUGA
Grosmannia clavigera kw1407 is the source of this 4809-nucleotide messenger RNA. RefSeq names its product DNA replication helicase. Gene Ontology annotation, cellular component: cytoplasm. Gene Ontology annotation, molecular function: single-stranded DNA helicase activity; 5'-flap endonuclease activity. The transcript is spliced from 2 exons. Lineage: Eukaryota; Fungi; Ascomycota; Sordariomycetes; Ophiostomatales; Ophiostomataceae. Gene Ontology annotation, biological process: replication fork reversal. Bases 1 to 4809 code for a protein of 1602 amino acids. The record is from RefSeq and is a predicted model, not a curated record.